Didymosphaeria variabile is the source of this 3150-nucleotide messenger RNA. RefSeq names its product AP-3 complex subunit delta (gene APL5). Gene Ontology annotation, biological process: Golgi to vacuole transport; protein targeting to vacuole. The transcript has 3 exons. The record is from RefSeq and is a predicted model, not a curated record. Gene Ontology annotation, cellular component: endosome membrane; AP-3 adaptor complex; membrane coat. NCBI's taxonomy places the organism in Eukaryota, Fungi, Ascomycota, Dothideomycetes, Pleosporales, Didymosphaeriaceae. Bases 1 to 3150 code for a protein of 1049 amino acids.
AUGUCUAGGUUCGAAAAAUCGCUGUACGACCUCAUUCGAGGCUUGCGCAACCACAAAGGCACCGAGAAAGAAUACAUCGAUGAGUCGAUUAAGGAAUGUCGCAAGGAAAUCCGCUCCACCGAUAUGGACCUCAAAUCCACCGCCCUCAUGAAGCUUACGUACCUCGAGAUGUUUGGUCACGAUAUGUCCUGGGCCUCCUUCAAUGUCUUGGAAGUCAUGUCCUCGCCAAAAUGGAGACACAAGCGGACAGGAUAUCUGGCGGCAGUCCAGAGCUACCGAAGAGAUACAGAUGUGCUGCUGCUAGCAGAGAACCAGCUCAAGAAGGAUAUUUCGAGCCCUACGCCUCCUGUCAUCUCGCUGCCACUGGUCGCUAUUCCGCACGUCAUCAAUCCGAGCAUGGCGAGCUCUGUGCUCUCCGACUUGCUACCCCGUCUAACGCAUUCGCACGCUGCAAUAAGAAAGAAGACAGUUGUCACGCUAUAUAGAUUAGCGCUUGUAUACCCGGAAACAUUGCGACCCGCAUGGCCCAAGAUCAAGGAAAGGCUUCAGGACGACAAUGAAGAUCCAAGUGUUACAGCCGCCAUUGUUAACGUCAUAUGUGAACUGGGAUGGCGAAGACCACAGGAUUUCCUACCGCUCGCGCCACGACUGUUUGACUUGCUUGUCGAGGGUGGAAACAACUGGAUGGCCAUAAAGCUCAUCAAGCUUUUCGCGACUCUGACCCCGCUGGAACCUAGACUAAUCAAGAAGCUGCUUCCCCCGCUGACUAAGAUAAUUCGAGAAACCUCCGCAAUGUCCCUGCUGUACGAAUGUAUCAGUGGAAUCAUUCAAGGUGGCAUCCUGGAAGCUGUAGAGGGUACGACCGAAGGCGAAGAGGUUGCAAGGCUAUGCGUUGGCAAGCUUAGGGGGAUGAUGGUCAUUGAGGGCGAUGCGAACUUAAAGUAUGUUGCGUUGUUAGCGUUUGACAAGAUCGUCCAAUCACACCCAUAUCUGGUCUCGCAGCAACAGGACGUGAUUCUCGAGUGUAUCGACGAUCCUGAUAUAUCAAUAAGAAUGCGCGCUCUGGACCUUGUAGUUGGCAUGGUCAACAGCGAAAAUCUUACAGCUAUCGUUGGACGCCUCAUGCGACAGCUUCGCAACGCGCCUAUCGCAUCCUCCGCAGAUAAUCUGGCAAACGAUCGCGCCCGAGUGACCGGCGUCACACCGUAUGCAGAGUCAGAUGACUCGGACGCUGAAGAAUCUCUUCGACAGCAUGAACAACGGUCGGAUCAACCGCCGCCACUUCCCGAGGACUACCGCACAAACGUCAUCCGCAGAAUCCUUGAUAUGUGCUCGCGUGACACCUAUUCUAAUAUCACCGAUUUCGAAUGGUACAUCGACGUACUAGUCCAGCUGGUGCGCGUUUCGCCUGCAACGAAACCCACUACAUCGGACGAGCAGAGCGACCUUGAUCAGACAGAUGACGUGGGCCACGAUAUCGGACGAGAGCUACAGAAUGUAGCCAUACGAGUUAAGAGCGUGCGUCCUGAGGCAGUUGACGCGGCGCAGUCGCUAAUAUUCGUUGACCUCCGCGAUCAAAUGUUCCCUUCUUCCGGCAACGGCGGACAAGGUGUGCUUGAAUACGCUGGCUGGCUUGUGGGAGAAUUCGCUUCCUACCUCACCAAGUCUGAGCUUGUCCUAUCUUCCCUACUGCAUCCGACCUCGUUGCAGCUACCCUCGAAAACACUCGCGGUGUAUCUACAAGCUUUCCCGAAAGUCUUCGCCAAUUUGGCAAGCAACGAACAAGUUUCAUGGACACCGGAACGAAAGACUUUGAUGUCUCUCCUCAUGGCCCGGAUCAUACACUUCCUGGAGCCAUUGUCUACCCAUCCGAAUCUCGAGGUUCAAGAACGCGCAGUAGAAUAUCUCGAGCUAAUGCGUCUCGCCUCCGAGGCUGCUUCUGGGACUGAGACUGGUAUAGAGCACGGCGAAUUCACCGAGCCUCCCCUGCUGCUCACCCAAGCCAUACCCGCUCUUUUCUCAGGAGCUGAACUCAAUCCUGUCGCACCAGGCGCUCAGCGUAAAGUACCCGUACCCGACGAUUUAGAGCUCGACACACCUAUCAAUCCCAACCUGCAAUACCUCCUGUCCCAAGCAGAACUAGAAGGCUUCGAAGCAGACGAAGACGACGUUUACGCGGCGUACACCGAAGCCCCGGUAUCCUACACUGAAGCGCAAGCCCCAACUGCGAUCUCGGCCUCAGAGCGUCUUGAUGCACCACAGAAGGAACCUACCUCCUAUCAAAACCCCACUGAAGAUGAAUAUCUCGAUCCUGACAUCAUCGCUCGACGGAAAGCAGAACGCAAAGAACGCUAUAAGGACGACCCGUUCUACAUCGAUCCCGAAGGCGAUAGGGGCAGCGGGGCAGCUACUCCGCUUGGCAGAAUUGUUCGGGAAAACAAUACAGAGCUCGACAUCGAUUCAAUACCUAUUAUGGACCUCGAGCUCGAAAAGCGCGGACCGUCGCCUGGUAGAGAAGAGAUUGCACGAGCGCGGAGCCCUCGUCGUGCGCCUCGUCGCAUAGAAAUCAUGGGCGACGAAACGCUCGGCUCAAACGACGCGCCUUCUACUUCUUCAUCGCGGGAAGACAUCGUCUCCCCACGCUUUGCAUCAGCGCAAGCUCGAGGGAAGAAGAGCCUGUUGGAAGUUGACUCUUCUGGCCUUGGCUCACUCUCUCUCGACGACGACGAUAGCUCAGGUAGGAAACUCACGCGCUUCGAGAUCGAGCGCAAGGAGCAAGAAGAAGCUGAAAUGAAGCGUGCACUUGCCGAGGUUGAACGGUUGAGGCUUGAGAUGCAACGCGCCAGUGAACGAUUGGAGGUCAAAGGGGAGACGGUAGUGAAGAAGAAAAAGAAGAAGGUCAGGAAGGCUGAGGUAGAAGGUGCGUUGUCUCAGGAGCCUACUGGCGAUGCUGAAGGUACGGGUGCAAACGGAGAGGGAGAGGGUGAAGUUGCGCCGGUCAAGAAGAAAAAGAAGAAGAAGGUUAUAGCUGGAGGCGGCGAUGCUGCGGAGGAGGACAAGGAGACAGAGGGCGUGAUGAAGAAGAAAAAGAGAAAGAAGCGGAGAGCUGUUAGUAUGGACGACGGGGCGCCGGUGGGUGCUGAGGAGUAG